AGCAGAGGAUACACUGUAUUCAGUAGAGUCGCAGUACAGCAUGGGCUACAUCCUCUCCGCACUGCUGCUGGCUCUAUGGGCUGCGCUGCCGGGCUAUUCAGAAAAAAUAAAACUCCCACAUGUUGAGACAUAUGAAAGUGUGUUCCCCAUAAAGUUGCAUCACGUCUUUUCCAAAAGGGACUUACAUGGGACACAGGACCUGUACCCAGACCAUGCUCACUACGCACUGACUGUGGGAGGCAACAAUCUCAUACUGAAGCUGAUAAAGAACAGGGAAUUUCUUGGGAAAUCGUUUACAGUGACUUACUAUUUGGAAGAUGAGACGGAAGUGACAGAAACUCAGGAUGGGGAGGAUCACUGCUUUUACCAUGGAGAUGUGGAUGGAGAGAGUGAUUCAUCAGCCAGCAUCAGCAUCUGUAAUGGAAUAAAUGGGUUCUUUCAGGUGGAUGACCAGAUGUACUUAAUAGAGCCUCUCUCAGGGGUCGAUGACCAAGGUGAGCAUGCUGUCUACAAACAUGAACACUUGAGGAUGAAGAGAGGAACCUGCCAAGACACCAACAGCAAUACUGUGUAUGACUAUGGGCCUAAAGUGGCAGCAAUGCUGAAGCCCCAGUCCUGGAGAUUUGCCCCUCUGCACACUGGCAUCAGAUAUGUGGAACUGUUCCUGGUGGUUGACAACACUGAGUACCUCAAAUACAAAGACAUCCCCACUCUCCAGCAUCGCAUGAAAGAGAUUGUCAACCAUGUAGAUAAGCUGUACCGUUCCUUGAAUUUCCGAGUUGCUCUUAUUGGUAUGGAGGUUUGGACCAAACGUGACAAGAUAGUAGUGAGCCCCAAUGCUGGUGUAACUUUAGACAAUUUCCUGAACUGGCGCAAGAAGGACCUUCUACGAACAAAAGUCCAUGAUAAUGCCCAGCUCAUCACUGGGGUGGACUUCGAAGGGAAUACUGUCGGCCUGGCCACCAAACUUGCAAUGUGUACUGGUGACUCUGGAGCUGUAAACCAAGACCACAGUACAAAUCCCAUUGGGGCUGCGUCCACCCUGGCACACGAAAUGGGGCACAACCUUGGCAUGUCUCAUGACGAAGAUUUGGAAGGAUGCAGCUGUGCCGUCAGUCGAGAAAAAGGAGGUUGUGUCAUGUCGAAGAUUGUUGGCAUAGUGUAUCCCAAAAUCUUCAGCAGCUGCAGCCGGAAAGACCUACAGACUUUCCUAAGUAAUAUAAGCCCCAGCUGUCUCUUCAACGUCCCAGACAGUAAUCAGCUAUUUGGGGGUCCAGUCUGCGGAAAUGAAUUUGUGGAAAGUGGAGAGGAGUGUGACUGCGGAACACCUGAGGAAUGCACUAACCCGUGUUGCAAUGCUACCACAUGCAGGCUGAAGGAAGGAGCAGAGUGUGCACAAGGAGAGUGCUGCCAGCAGUGCAAGAUCCGUCCAGUUGGGGAAAUGUGUCGCAAGAGAAAGGGAGAGUGUGACCUGCCUGAAUAUUGCUCUGGAAACUCUGCCCAGUGCCCCGAGGAUGCUUUUCAGGAGAAUGGAGCGUCCUGUGCAUCUGGGAGCAGCUACUGUUACAAUGGAGACUGCCCAUCUCUUGCUCAGCAAUGCAAGGCACUGUGGGGAUCAGAUGCACAAGUUGCCCCAGAUACAUGCUUCAGGAGCAACAUUCAUGGCAACAAACAUCUGCACUGCAAGAAAACGGAGCAUGGAUUUCAAGGCUGUAGAGCUAAGGAUGCGAAAUGUGGCAGAAUACACUGUAUAAGGGGCACGGAAUUCCCUAUAACUAACAACAAGUAUAUGAUGAAACUUCAAGGCGGCCAGGAGUGUAAGGUGGCUGAGGUUGCUGAUGAGGAGAGAGGGAUCACUCCUGAUCCUGGCAUGGUUUCAACAGGGACAAAGUGUGGCACAGGAAUGGUGUGUUUUGAUGGUGAAUGCCAGGAUUUAUCGGUGUAUGGAGAACAGAACUGUUCUGCAAAGUGCAACAACAGAGGGAUUUGUAACCACAAGCAACAGUGCCACUGUGAUCCUGGCUGGGCACCACCAUACUGCGACCACAAAUUUACAGAGAACUAUGCAGAGAAUGACAAAGGGGUUCUAGUUAUUGGAAUUCUAGUCGCUGUUUCUCUCUUAGCCAUCAUUGUUGCCAUAAGCAUUUUCUACUACAAGAAAAGACAAAGGAAAUUUCCAGAAAAAAGGACGGCCACUCCUGGUUCAGGAUCUGGAUUGUCCAAUCCUUUAUUCCAAGACAGCGGUAGCAGCAAGCCUUUCAUCAAGAGGGAUGCCUUCAGUCACCUGAUUGGGCAUCCUCGGUUGAUUGCCAGCACGUCUAAUCUGCAAGACUCCAGCGCUGCAUUCAUCACUAUAGUCCCCAGUGAUGACACAGUGAAGAGUCCCUCAUUCAUCUCCAGUCCCCAGCCGGUGACUCCUAUAUCUAUCCCCAAAUCCCCACAGGUGUCAAAACCUCCUGUAGCCCCGCCUAGACCUCCAGGCACAGCUGUGUCAGCACAAGGUGGACCAAAAUGCCCGCAGAAACCGACACCUCCAAACAAACCAUUGCCAGUCCUGAAACCAAAACCGGUAUUAAAACAGAAGCCAUCACCUUUGGCUCCUUUACCGCCUUUAAAACCGUCGUCAAUGAAGACUACCCCUCACCCAUUGCAUAAAAUUGCCUUGAGACCUCCAGUACAACAGAGAUGACCCUAUCCAUGAUCUACGGGGCUAGCCAAAGAUUGAGAAAUUGCAUAAGACAUAUCAGUGUCAAGUUGUCUACCUAAGUCAUGGUAACCACUCUAAAAACACAAGAUGUGCCUUAAGGAUCCUUCUUAUGAGAUUAACAAGGCUUGUGACAUCAAUUUCCAUUAAUGAAGCCUUGAGCAGAAGGUUUCUGCUUUCUGAUUGGUUUAGCACGUUACAAAAGGCAGUUUGUGUUUGAGGCAAGUAUGUAAAAAAACAAGUGGAAUGAAGAUUAAAUACCAUUCAUUGGGACUGCAGUUGCUGGCGUCAGGAUAUGUGUGCUAGGAUUAAGUACACUGUGAGAGUAUCAUACUGCGUUAAAGAAAGAAGAUUCACUCCGAGUAAAUGAAGGAAGAAUUCCAAGCUACCACUCUCCUUACAGUGCAAUAUGGGUUUGGGGUUUAACAGACCAGACAGUUUGCACUAAAAGGCAUGGACAUCCACUAGGAAAAAAUGUUUUUAAGCAAGAAUCUCAAGUGUGUUUAAAAUAAAUAUAUUUUUACAUUCA
This is a messenger RNA of Pseudophryne corroboree (corroboree frog), 3233 nucleotides long. RefSeq names its product ADAM metallopeptidase domain 8 (gene ADAM8). The record is from RefSeq and is a predicted model, not a curated record. Lineage: Eukaryota; Metazoa; Chordata; Amphibia; Anura; Myobatrachidae. Gene Ontology annotation, molecular function: cell adhesion molecule binding; metalloendopeptidase activity. The transcript is spliced from 25 exons. The coding region runs from base 41 to 2689 and encodes 882 amino acids. Gene Ontology annotation, biological process: proteolysis; positive regulation of membrane protein ectodomain proteolysis; inflammatory response.